Ilex paraguariensis (yerba mate) is the source of this 4317-nucleotide messenger RNA. The record is from the annotation of a GenBank genome assembly. Lineage: Eukaryota; Viridiplantae; Streptophyta; Magnoliopsida; Aquifoliales; Aquifoliaceae.
AUGGCUAGGGCUUACGACAAUUGGGAGAGGCUGGUUCGAGCGACGUUGCGGAGAGAGCAGCGUCGACAUCCCGGUAAAGGCCAUGAGAGGACUACUAGUGGGAUUGCCGGUGCUGUACCUGAUUCGCUUCAAAGAACCACCAAUAUUAAUUUGAUUCUUCAAGCUGCUGAUGAGAUUCAAUCCGAGGACCCCAAUGUUGCGCGGAUUUUGUGCGAGCAGGCUUAUUCAAUGGCACAAAAUUUGGACCCUAACAGCGAUGGUAGGGGUGUUCUUCAGUUUAAGACUGGCUUGAUGUCUGUGAUUAAGCAAAAACUUGCCAAAAGGGAUGGGGCUCGAAUAGAUCGUAAUCGUGAUGCUGAACGCUUGUGGGAAUUUUAUCAACAGUAUAAGAGACGACACAGAGUGGAUGAUAUCCAAAGAGAGGAACAAAGAUUGCGGGAAUCUGGGACUUUUAGUGCUAAUAUGGGAGAUUUGGACCGUAGAUAUUUGGAAAUGGAAAUGAGAAACGUAUUUGCUACCUUGAGGGCCCUGGUUGAGGUUAUGGAGGCAUUAAGCAAAGAUGUGGCUCUUGAUGGAGUGGGACAGCUUAUAAUGGAGGAGUUGAGAAAGAUCAAGAAGUCAGACGCUCCAUUAGCAGGAGAGCUCACAUCAUACAAUAUUGUCCCGUUGGAAGCAUCCUCACUUACUAAUGCCAUUGGAUUUUUUCCAGAAGUUAGAGGUGCUAUAUCUGCAAUUAGAUAUACUGAACAGUUCCCUAGGCUUCCUACUCCUUUUGAGAUAUCUGGACAGCGGGACAUGGACAUGUUUGAUCUUCUGGAAUAUGUGUUUGGUUUUCAGAAAGACAACAUAAGGAACCAGCGUGAGAAUGUUGUUCUUACCAUAGCAAAUGCACAAUCCCGACUUGGUAUACCUGUUGAAGCUGAUCCCAAAAUAGAUGAAAAAGCUAUUACAGAGGUUUUCUUGAAGGUCCUGGAUAACUACAUCAAAUGGUGUAGAUAUUUACGGAUACGCCUAGUGUGGAACAGUUUAGAAGCAAUCAAUAGGGACAGGAAGCUUUUUUUGGUUUCGUUGUACUUCCUCAUUUGGGGUGAAGCUGCAAAUGUCCGGUUUCUUCCAGAAUGCAUUUGCUAUAUAUUUCACCAUAUGGCAAGAGAGUUAGAUGCAAUAUUGGACCAUGGAGAAGCUAAUCGAGCUCCUAGUUGUAUUAGUAAAAAUGGUUCAGUGUCCUACCUUGAGCAAAUCAUUUGUCCGAUAUACGAGACAAUAUCAGCGGAAGCUGCUAUAAACAAUAAUGGGAAGGCUGCACACUCAGCAUGGCGAAACUAUGAUGAUUUUAAUGAAUAUUUUUGGUCACCUGCAUGCUUUGAGUUGAACUGGCCCAUGAAAAAGGAUUCGUCAUUUCUGUUGAAGCCCAAAAAGUCCCAAAGGACUGGGAAAAGCACAUUCGUUGAGCAUCGGACAUAUCUUCACUUGUACCGAAGUUUUCAUCGCAUGUGGGUUUUUUUAAUUGUAAUGUUCCAGGUGUUGACAAUUAUAGCCUUUAAUGAUGGGAAGAUUAAUCGCAAUACAUUUAUAACAAUUCUCAGCAUUGGUCCAACUUUUGCAAUAUUGAACUUCUUGGAAAGCUGUCUGGACGUCCUCCUUAUGUUUGGAGCUUACUCCUCUGCGAGAGCCAUGGCCAUAUCAAGGCUGGUUAUUAGGUUUUUCUGGGGUUGCUUGACCUCUCUUUUUGUGACAUAUGUCUACGUGAAAGUUUUGCAAGAAAGGAGUAGAAGUACCUCAGAUUCAUUCUAUUUCCGGAUUUAUAUACUUGUGUUGGGUGUUUAUGCUGCUUUACGCCUAGUUUUUGCAAUUUUGCUGAAGUUGCCCGCAUGUCAUGCCUUGUCUGAAGUGUCUGAUCAGUCAUUUUUUCAAUUUUUCAAGUGGAUUUAUCAGGAGCGAUACUUUGUAGGCCGUGGUCUUUAUGAAAGGACCAGUGAUUAUAUAAGGUAUGUGUUCUACUGGUUGGUGAUCUUUGGGUGCAAAUUCUCAUUUGCCUACUUUCUCAUGAUUCAACCCCUGGUGGAUCCCACCAAUACUAUUGCGAACCUUCCAGCACUGCCAUACUCAUGGCAUGAUUUGUUCUCAAAGAACAAUAAUAACAUCCUGACCAUAGUUAGCCUUUGGGCUCCUGUUGUGGCUAUAUAUCUCAUGGACAUUCACAUAUUUUACACUAUCUUAUCUGCGGUUGUUGGUGGUGUAACUGGUGCAAGGGCUCGGUUAGGCGAGAUACGUUCAAUUGAAAUGUUGCAUAAACGCUUUGAGAGUUUUCCAGAAGCUUUUGUCAACAAUCUUGUCUCAUCACCGACAAAAAGGAUACCUUUUAACAGACAAUCAUCUCAGAGUUCCCAAGAUACCAACACGACACUUGCAGCCAUCUUUUCACCAUUUUGGAAUGAGAUAAUCAAAAGCUUGAGAGAGGAAGAUUACAUUAGCAAUAGGGAGAUGGACUUGCUUUCUAUGCCUAGCAAUGCUGGAAGCCUGAGAUUAGUUCAAUGGCCGUUGUUUCUUCUCAGCAGUAAGAUCUUGUUGGCUAUUGAUUUAGCUCUGGAUUGCAAAGAUACACAAUCUGAUCUUUGGAGUAGAAUAUGCAGGGAUGAGUAUAUGGCAUAUGCUGUUAAGGAGUGCUACUAUAGCGCUGAAAAAAUUUUGCUUUCCUUGGUUGAUGGAGAAGGGAGACUUUGGGUUGAAAGGAUUUUUCGUGAGAUCAACAGUAGUAUAUUGGAGAAUUCACUUGUAAUAACCUUAACUCUUAAGAAGCUGCCAGCGGUUCUUCAAAAAUUUACAGCAUUGACCGGGCUCCUGAUGCGGGAUGAUCCUGAACUUGCAAAAGGUGCUGCCAAAGCCACAUAUGAGCUGUAUGAGGUUGUUACACAUGAUCUGCUGUCAUCGGAUUUGAGAGAGCAGCUUGAUACCUGGCAUAUAUUGGCACGAGCAAGAAAUGAAGGGCGCCUAUUUUCUAGGAUCGAAUGGCCUAAAGAUCCUGAAAUUAAGGAGCAGGUGAAACGGUUGCACCUAUUUCUGACUGUGAAGGAUUCUGCAGCAAAUAUUCCAAAGAAUCUUGAAGCGAGAAGAAGAUUAGAGUUUUUCUCAAAUUCGUUAUUUAUGGACAUGCCUCCAGCAAGGCCAGUUUUUGAAAUGAUGCCAUUCAGUGUCUUCACUCCAUACUACAGCGAGACUGUACUUUAUAGUUCCUCCGAGUUGGUGGCUGAAAAUGAAGAUGGAAUAUCUAUUAUUUUCUAUCUGCAAAAGAUUUUUCCAGAUGAAUGGGCAAAUCUUUUGGAACGAAUCGGUCGACCUGAUGCUGGGGAAGUUGAACUUCAAGAAAACCCUACUGAUUCGUUGGAGCUCCGGUUUUGGGCAUCUUAUCGAGGCCAAACUCUAGCUAGGACUGUACGUGGGAUGAUGUAUUAUAGAAGGGCAUUAAUGCUACAAAGUUAUCUGGAAAGGAGAUCAUUGGGAGAGGAUGAGUAUUCUCAAAUGAAUUGCCUCACCACACAAGGUUUUGAGUUGUCACAUGAAGCCAGGGCUCAAGCUGAUUUAAAGUUUACUUAUGUGGUUUCAUGCCAAAUAUAUGGCCAACAAAAACAACAGAAGCGGCCUGAGGCAGCUGAUAUUGCUCUUUUGUUGCAAAGGAAUGAAGCACUUCGAGUCGCUUUCAUUCAUGUGGAAGAGAGUGGUGCAGCAGAUGGGAAGGUUGCCAAGCAAUUUUAUUCAAAGCUUGUUAAAGCUGAUGUCCAUGGGAAGGAUCAGGAAAUAUAUUCCAUUAAACUUCCUGGAGAUCCAAAACUGGGAGAAGGGAAGCCUGAAAACCAGAACCAUGCUAUAGUCUUCACUCGAGGGGAAGCUGUUCAAACCAUCGACAUGAAUCAGAUUAGAGUAGAGAAUGGUGGCAGUGCCCUUCAUCUGAAAGAACUGGAUAACUACCUAGAGGAGGCAAUGAAAAUGAGAAAUCUUCUUGAUGAAUUUCGAGGAAAUCAUGGCCUUCGAUCUCCGACUAUUCUUGGUGUAAGAGAACACGUGUUUACGGGAAGUGUUUCUUCCUUAGCGUGGUUUAUGUCCAAUCAAGAGACUAGUUUUGUGACAUUGGGCCAACGUGUUUUGGCAAAACCUCUCAAGAACUGCGUUGGCCAAGAAGGGUGGGCCAAAUCUAGGAGCGUUUCAUGGAUCUUGUGGUGGUUAUUGCAUAGAGCUUCUUUCCCUUUUGGUUGGAAGGAAAUAUCUUCCUUGUUUACAUUUGGUUUUCUUUUGGUUCAUGGAGACCAGGCAAAUAUGUGA